Molecule: messenger RNA, 2119 nt
Organism: Alosa alosa (allis shad)
Lineage: Eukaryota; Metazoa; Chordata; Actinopteri; Clupeiformes; Clupeidae
Gene: cd36
Product: CD36 molecule (thrombospondin receptor)
Exons: 13
Coding region: 56-1459 (467 amino acids)
Biological process (GO): lipoprotein transport; long-chain fatty acid import into cell; amyloid-beta clearance by cellular catabolic process
Cellular component (GO): cytoplasm; caveola; cell surface
Molecular function (GO): low-density lipoprotein particle receptor activity; scavenger receptor activity; low-density lipoprotein particle binding
Source: RefSeq, a predicted model, not a curated record
UGAAAUACGGGAGAAACCCGGGAAAAACGGGAGUGUUGACAGAGGUACGCUCAACAUGGGCUGCCGGUGUGAUACUGUGUGUGGGCUCAUCGUUGGGUCUGUGGUGGGGGCCCUGGUGGCUGUGUUUGGGGCGAUACUCAUGCCUGUGGGGGACAAUAUCAUCGCGUCCACAGUGAAUAAGGAAGCUGUGCUUGAGCCUGGAACGACAGCCUAUGAGAACUUUGCGUCUGCUGGAAACCCUUUUUACAGGCAGUUUUGGCUGUAUGAUGUAUUAAAUGCAGCAGGAGUGGUGGAAUUGGGAGAGAAGCCUGAAGUGAAAGAGAGAGGACCAUACACAUACAGGACUCGUUACUUACCUAAAGAGAACAUCACAGCGCAUGAAAACCACACAGUGUCGUUCCUUCUGCCGGCAGGGGCCAUCUUUGAGCCCUCCAUGUCCGUGGGCCCAGAGGAGGAUGAGGUCACUGUCCUCAACCUGGGUGUGGCUGGUGCUUAUUCGUCUCUUGAUCACGGUCUUUUGAAUUUUUUGAUGCAAAGCACAAAUUCCUCACUCUUCCAGAGGAGGUCAGUCAAAGAAGUGUUAUGGGGAUACAGGGACCCCCUUCUUCUGUCAUCACUAGUCGGUGUCUUUUACCCGUACAACGGCACCUUUGAUGGGCCAUACAGCAUCUUCACGGGCAAGGAUGACAUCUCCAAAGUCUCAUUAAUAGACAAGUGGAACGAUCAAAGCACACUUUCAUUCUGGGACAACCCAUAUUGUGAUAUGAUCAAUGGCACAGAUGCUUCGUCCUUCCCUCCUUUUUUGGAUAAGAAGGAGCCUCUCUUUUUCUUCUCCUCGGACAUAUGCAGGUCUGUCAGUGCUGUAUACUCUGGAAGUCAUGAUUUGAUGGGGAUUGAUGUGUACCGCUACAAGCUACCCCCACGAACCCUGGCCUCUCCUGUAGAGAACCCAGACAACAUGUGCUUCUGCCGGGACGAGUUGGUCACCAGGAACUGCACCUUGGCUGGGGUGCUGGACGUCAGCUCCUGCAGAGGCUUCCCAGUCUACAUCUCCCUACCUCAUUUCCUGCAUGGCAGCGCACACCUGUCGCAAGCAGUGCAUGGCCUUAGCCCCAGUGAGGAGCACCACUUUACCUACCUGGAUGUGGAGCCGACCACUGGUUUCACCCUGCGGUUUGCCAAGAGGCUCCAAGUUAACAUGAUGUAUGGACCCUCAACAAAGAUCACGGCACUGCAACAUGUGAAAGACUACACCAUUUUCCCAGUGGUGUGGCUCAAUGAGACGGCCACCGUGGAUGAGGAAACAGCCGACAUGUUCAAGAAGGAGCUGGUGUCUCGAAUUGACCUGCUCGACAAUCUCCAGAUUGGACUGAUGUCUGUGGGCUCGGCCAUGUGUGUGCUCUGUGCAGUGGCUGCCUGCGUUGUCAAGAGAGGCCGGAAGAGGAAUAUAAUAGCAUGAUGGAGAUCAACCAACCAGAGAGAUAAACUGAUAAAGAGAAUGACUGCUGUCCACAGAAUGACUCUUUGAAAUGUCUGUCUGACACUGUAAGCUAUAUUUAAUUGUUUAUUAUAAUUGCUAUGUAUAACAGACCAUGUCAAGGAAAAUGGGUUUUGUGCAUUCUACAACAUUAUGAAGAGCUGUAUAAUAAGCAGGAUAAUGUAUAGAAUGCUGGUUAUUAUCAGGGAAAUAUUCCCUUAAGGGCGAAGCAAGUCCAGUUCACCCAGUCGGAACUUAUAUUCGCCGAUAAUGACCGGCGUUCUAUACAUUAUCCCUUACUUACAUGCAUUAGUGGAGAUAUUUGAAGGUCUUGUAAUCUAUCAGCAAUGGGCUCUGAUUUGUAAAGGAAGGAUAAAUUUUUCCAUGAUUACAGUGUUAUUUUAUAAAUUUCAGAACUAAUUUGUUAUCACGUAUUGUAUAUUGGAAAAUGUCAAUUUAAACAUAUUUGCUGUAGUGUUCAACUAAAAAAAGGCUUUUUCUUAUGUGCUUGUGAGUAAUUUUGUUUUGUUUUUCCUGUUGUUUAUUAGUAUGCUGGUGCAUAUGUUGAUGCUAUUUAAUACUUGAAUGUUAUAUUAAUACAGAAAAGAAAUAAACAAUAUAUGGAACUGUCUGUGAAACAUA